CCCUCAAACCUGUAUUUUCCUUGGCGGCAGUAAUCGUUCACUGUAACAUGAAACGUAUGAGAAAUUCUCUCCAAACUCCAAAACAAAUUGUUUCAACAGAUUCAUAUUUAGAUGAUGAUUGUUGGGAAUAUGUUUUCAAAUUCAUCUUCAAUGACGACGAUGACGAUAACCGUUCCUAUUUCAAAUCUCUUUCCUUAGUUAACAAGCAAUUUCUCUCCAUUACCAACCGUCUACGCCUCUCUCUCACCGUAUGGAAUCCAACCUGCCGUUUAUUCUCUCGCCUUUUUUCAAGGUUCAUCAAUCUCAUCUCCCUCGACCUCUCCUGUUACUAUGGUCUCAUCAACAAUGUUCUCGUCCAAAUCUCUCGUUUCCCAUUGAAACUCACUUCGCUUAAUCUCUCCAACCAACCCAAAAUUCCGGCACGCGGCUUGAGAGCUUUCUCGCGAAAUAUUACAACUCUAACCUCUCUCAUUUGUUCCAAUAUUGCUUCUUUCUCUACUGCUGACUUGCUUCUUAUCUCUCAUUGCUUUCCUUCCCUCCAAGAACUUGACCUCAGUAACAGUAUCAAUGAUUUUAAGCUAAAUGCUGAUAUAUCAAUGGUGUUUCCUAAGCUGCGCAAAGUUAAAGUUAAUUUAUAUGGUCGUAACCAUACAUUUACAUACCCAUGGCUUUUACAAGUAUGUAAGAAUUCUGAGUUUCUUGAAGAUGUUGUUAUGUUUAUUUCAUGCACUCUAAAGAUGAAGUUUUAG
Lathyrus oleraceus (garden pea) is the source of this 749-nucleotide messenger RNA. RefSeq names its product F-box/LRR-repeat protein 16-like. Lineage: Eukaryota; Viridiplantae; Streptophyta; Magnoliopsida; Fabales; Fabaceae. The transcript has a single exon. The coding region runs from base 48 to 749 and encodes 233 amino acids. The record is from RefSeq and is a predicted model, not a curated record.